Molecule: messenger RNA, 1076 nt
Organism: Musca vetustissima
Lineage: Eukaryota; Metazoa; Arthropoda; Insecta; Diptera; Muscidae
Product: neprilysin-2-like
Exons: 2
Biological process (GO): protein processing
Cellular component (GO): plasma membrane
Molecular function (GO): metalloendopeptidase activity
Source: RefSeq, a predicted model, not a curated record
AUGAUUUAUCCCAUGGCAGUGCUACCGGCCAGUUUAGAAGCAAUUUCCGGCAUUGCCAGCCGUUUACAAAAGGGUGCCGAAAUGUUGAAAUAUAUGAAUAUGUCAGUGGAUCCAUGUGAGGAUUUCUACGAAUUUACUUGUGGCAAUUGGAAUCGUUAUCAUUCGGCAGCAAAGGGUGAUGCCACUUCGACGGGAUUACUGGAGAAUUUACAAAAAUCCUUAAGUGAAAAAUUAAUGGAGAUUUUGGUAACCCCAGAACAAGUAGAUACCCUGGUGGAUCGUAAGGUCAAAGAUUUCUAUAGAUCAUGUUUAAAUUUGGCGGCAUUGAAAAAUAAUUAUGCUUUGAAAUUACGGGAAUUAAUUGCGGAAUUUGGUGAAAUGCCAGCCCUGGCGGAUUUAUCCCUGGGCAAUCAACAUGUCUAUUUGGAUAAGAGCAGUUCCCAGCUGUUGCAAGGUAUUACAAUUGUGGUCUAUUCCCGUCUCAUCGAUUUCCUCGGCAUGGAAGUGGAAUUGGCCAAACGAACAGCAAAAGAAAUAAUUGAUUUUGAAAUAGCCCUGGCUAGGGGUAUUGAGGAUGUCAACACUGCCACGGAUUAUAGAGAUGUUAUUGCCUUGGAUACCAUCGAUUCCUUGCAGCAGAAAUAUGCAGGAUAUUUGGAUUUGAAGAAAUUGCUGUAUCUCUCCUUUGGCAGUCUACCCAAUCUGAAGGUGUAUUCAAAUCCCAAAUAUCUAAAACAUCUAAUCGAUUUAAUGCAUGUGACACCUCGACGAGUUGUGGCGAAUUAUAUUUUCUAUAAUUUGAUUAGGAAAUUCCUGGUAGAAGUACCCAAGACACAGCAGAAAUUACAAGAGAAUUGUUUGAAGGGAAUGAAACCACGAUUCUUUAAAAUAUUCGAUAACAUGAUUUAUCGACGUUUUAUGUCGCGGGAAAUUGAGCAAGGUAUCCAUAGUAUGUGGGAGGAAAUAAAACACACAUUUAAACAAAAUUUGGCAUCAUCGAAAUAUCAUUGGAUCGAUGGCCAGAUACGCCGCUAUGCCAUUGAAAAAGUCAAUGCCAUGAAAAUGGAUAUUGUCUC